CAACUUGUAACAGAUAAGUACUCAGUCUUACCUAUCGUUCAGUUCAGUGUGUUCAGCUGAGUGUUAGCUUCUGAAGAGACAAUAGUGAUCACAGAUUGGAGUUUCAGUAUAUAUGCUUGUGACAUACGUGAUUCCUUGGCGAUCGAUCGCAUAGUACUUUCUUGCCGUGCAUUGUCUGCUAUUGUCUGCUGUUGAGCUCUGAGAGUUCAGAGAGGUGUGAACUAGCUCAGAUCCAUCCAUAGACCGUCUAAGAUCUGUGCAUCAGAUCCAAGCACAGAGUUGUUUCAGGUUCGAAUUGGAGAAAAUGGAGGGCUCCUCAUCUUUAACACUACCAAAGUUGCCACUCAGAAGAUGCCUCGAAGACAUAAGCAAUUCUAGCGAGCCCAACCUACCUUCUGCGGCAUUCGUGGAUUCUCCCCUUGACAAAAAAGAGACGAUGAAUUACGAGCAGCUGUCGAAAGUUCAACGGAAAAAAUUGGAAACAAAUUGCUGCGAAUUUACCGAACCGGUCAGAUAUUCAGUGACUUCACCGCUGGCAGAAGGUUCUCAAUCCAACGUUAAAGGAUAUUGGAUCAAAGAGGAGGACGAUAAGAUGCUCGAAUUGGUCAACACUUUAGGCACCAAGAGUUGGGCUGCCAUCGCUAGUUCGUUGCCAGGCAGAAAUGGCAAGCAGUGUCGAGAGAGAUGGUUCAAUCAUCUUGAUCCCCAACUCAAGAAGGAGCCGUGGAGUGAAGCCGAAGAUAUAAUGUUGUUUUGGGCUCACCAGAGGUUUGGCAACAGAUGGGCGGAUAUCGCAAAGAUUAUUCCUGGCAGGUCCGAGAACAGCAUCAAGAACAGAUGGAACACGGGAUUGAAAAAACGUGCGGCCGCACUGGAAGAUUACAGUGAGAACUGGGUCAACAAGAACACUUUUGGAGAGCUUUCGUCCCUUUCCGACAAUGUGGCUCCAACAAACCUGGACGCUUCUCAAGAUAUUCUGGUAUUCAAUGGCCAACCCAAUACUCAUCUUCAGGACUCGAAUGCUACGGAGGACCUUCUUGCAUUGAACAGCGAGUUCGGAGCCGACGAGUUUGACGAUAUGGAUGUUGAUGACGAUAACGUCCCAGAGUUUGACAUGGAUGUCGAUGACGAUAUCCCCCCAGAGUUUGACGUGGAUGUCGUUGACGAUUGCUUCCCAGACUUUGAUGACUUCUGUCUUUGAUGGAAAGUUUUCUGAUGGCAAGUUUUUUACAAGUAAUACUCAAAGGACCAUGUAAAUGGCAUAGGGGCUCGUGGGUUGGAGAAGCAAUGAUUUUGACUCAUAAGAAUUUUCUGUGACUUCCUUUACAUCGAGAUAUUAUAAUGGUCUAAUACUGUAGCAAGAAUUGUAUUUUUAUUAUUGCAAGUUACUCCUGUUAGUUGUAUAUUUUAGAUACUCAGAUGGACGUAAUUUUCUAAUACUGUAGACUGUCAUCACAGUUUAUGUUUUCCUAAAGAACAACAAUUUUGACUUCUCCUUGUACUUCGAUGCGGAGAUGCACUUAUAUUUUUGUGAUUUCAAUCGAUUGCUUCGACCGCUACUAUCUUGCUCAAGAAUCGCGAGCUUUUGAUUUUUUGAGACUUUGACUCCCUGACUGUUUUUUCUGACUCAACACCAACGCUACUUCUCAAGUUUGUGUUGCAAUUGACAUGAAGUGUAAUAUUUUCUGUCAGCUCGCAAAAUACUUCCCUUGUGAAGGCCCCGAUCUGAGGUAAGAAUGCAACCACUGGACUGUGUUGGACUCCAUAAAU
Marchantia polymorpha subsp. ruderalis is the source of this 1770-nucleotide messenger RNA. The record is from the annotation of a GenBank genome assembly. Lineage: Eukaryota; Viridiplantae; Streptophyta; Marchantiopsida; Marchantiales; Marchantiaceae.